AUGCCACUCUCCAGUCUGCUCUGGGUGUUCCUGGCCUUCACCUUCUCUGGAUCUGGUGUGGCCCAGAAAGUUACUCAAGACCAGCCAGACAUAACCAGUCAAAUAGGGCAAUCUGUCAUUCUGAACUGUCGGUAUGAAGUAAGUUGGAGUGAGUACACGCACUACCUUUUUUGGUACAAGCAGCUUCCCAGUGGAGAGAUGACUUUCCUUAUUCGUCAGGAAUCUUCUGGCCCGAAUGCAAGGAAUGGCCGCUACUCUGUAGACUUUCGGAAAGCACAGAACUCCAUCAGCCUCACCAUUUCAGCCUUACAACUGGAAGACUCCGCAAAGUACUUUUGUGCAGUAUGGGAACUCACAGUGCUUGAAGUAAUGGGAAAAGCUGUACAAAAACCCCACAGAGUCAUAAGUGAGAGCCCCCCUGCUGCAAGACCCCAGCUGAAAUGCACACCUGCAGACCUCAGACAAGAAAGGGUAGUCCUGUGGUUGCUUCAUCUGUGGUCUGGAUCAGAGGAUUUGAUUCCAAACAAAAACUCCUUCCAUGUCAUUUGGAAACAGGUGUCCAGAGUAACUUUCUAUUAA
Messenger RNA from Rangifer tarandus platyrhynchus (Svalbard reindeer), 579 nucleotides. Lineage: Eukaryota; Metazoa; Chordata; Mammalia; Artiodactyla; Cervidae. The record is from the annotation of a GenBank genome assembly.